Cyclopterus lumpus (lumpfish) is the source of this 1465-nucleotide messenger RNA. It is a transcript of the gene chchd4a, whose product is annotated as coiled-coil-helix-coiled-coil-helix domain containing 4a. Bases 142 to 639 code for a protein of 165 amino acids. Gene Ontology annotation, molecular function: protein-disulfide reductase activity. Gene Ontology annotation, biological process: protein import into mitochondrial intermembrane space. Gene Ontology annotation, cellular component: mitochondrial intermembrane space. The transcript is spliced from 3 exons. The record is from RefSeq and is a predicted model, not a curated record. NCBI's taxonomy places the organism in Eukaryota, Metazoa, Chordata, Actinopteri, Perciformes, Cyclopteridae.
GUGACCGAAGGGUCAGAGGGUGUAACGGUGCUGUCGGACGCCGGGUCGCUUGUCAAAUGAGAUCCUCGCAGUCGUCUAGUAAUUCCUCCCCCACUGGUCAUCUUUCACCGCAGAGGGCGACGCACACGAACACUGGGAGACAUGUCGUACUGCAAGCAAGAGGGUAAAGAUCGCAUCAUCUUCGUGACGAAGGAGGACCACGAGGCUCCCAGCAACGCCGAACUCAUUGCGGAUGACCCCAAUGACCCCUAUGAGGAGCAGGGUCUGAUCCUGCCCAAUGGGGACAUCAACUGGAACUGCCCGUGCCUGGGCGGCAUGGCCAGCGGACCGUGCGGCUCUCAGUUCAAAGAGGCCUUUUCCUGCUUCCACGAGAGCAAGGAAGAGCUGAAGGGCUCCGAGUGCAUUGACAACUUCCGCGACAUGCAAGAGUGCAUGCAGAGGUACCCUGAGCUCUAUCCUCAGGACGAGGAUAAAGAAGGCUCCUCCCAAGCCGAGCCCGGCUCUGGUUCCGUCUCCGCCGACCCGGCCGAGGGCUCCGCCUCACCCCCUGAAACUGACUCUACCGCAGCCGCCUCAACACCCGAGUCUGCCAUCUCACCCGACAGCACGUCGCCCACAGACAACCGGACCGCCAGCUAAGGUCCACCAGUCGUCAUCCAGGCUUCUUGUGUGCACGCGCCGCCCAUCAUAACUGACUCUCUCCCCGUCGGAGCUCCGGCACUCGCGGGCAACAUUCACGGGGGCCCGCAGAGACGGACUUUGUGAAUGCAGAGAAAUGUAGCGUACGUACACAAGUUUAGGCUGCUUUGUUUGACGAGCAAUCCCCCCCCCCCACCAAAAAAGAUCAUUGAAUAAUAUGAUUUAACGACAGCCGGCCAAGCUGUUUGCUGCAGGGACAUUAGUUGAAAGACUCACUUUAUAUGCAAUUGGAAUUUAAUUUACUGCGUGUCAAUCAAAAUAGUUUGUUAGCGUUCAUUAUGUGUGUUGUUUGAACAGUAAAUCACUGGAAAUUGUAUUUUAUUUGAGCAAUGUUCAGCUUUUUCUCAUGAAUUCACCUCGACUCAAGACAGUUUUAAAUCCUGCUGUGACUCAACAGAGAAUCCCUUUUGCGUUCCGUCAUUUAAGAGGCCAAAACGCAGUCGAUCGGUAACAAGACGAGGCUUUUUACAUCGAUAGAAGAGAUGCGUUUAAGCUGCGUUUGUUGACAUCUUGGAAACACUUCGGGGGAUUCAUCUCGCCGCGUAUGAACAGUGGUCGACAUGUUACAUAAUUGAUCUAAUUGUAUCUGGUCGAGACCAAAGUGGUUUUUGGCACAUUCAACUGUUACUGCAUAAAUGUUUUUGUCGUCUUUAUUCUGUCUCGAGUCUCCCGUUGGAUGCUGUGGUCACUAUUCACUGACAUUCAGGCCUUAAAAGACUUGAUGGAUAUUUCUCAUAUGUCCAGAUUAAAAUUAUAAUCAGAACUA